AGCCGCCAGCAGCAGGGACGGACCGGGACCCACCGGCUCUGCCAUGGCCGCACCGCACCGCCCACGACCGUCCCGCACCUCCCCCGGGUUCGCACCGCCCCCGGGUUCCGCACCGCCUCCGGGAUCCACACCGCCCCCGGGAUCCCGCACCGACCCGGAAUCCGCACCGCCCCCGGGAUCCCGCACCGCCUCCGGGAUCCACACCGCCCCCGGGUCCCGCACCGCCUCCGGGAUCCCGCACCGACCCGGAAUCCGCCCCGCCCCCGGGAUCCGCUCCCCCCCCCGUGCCUUGCACCGUCCCCGGGUCCCGCACCGCCCCUGAGCGCCCCGCACCCUUCCCAGGGUUCUGGGAAAGGCUGGUCGUGCGUGGGCAGCCCUAUGGGCAAGGCGAGAGCUGGCCCGCACACACCCCGUGUGUACCUACGGCGGGGCCAGCGCCGGGGCUUUUUUAACGCAUAUAUCCAAAUCUGUAUCGCAGAGCCUGUCCUAAUAUAUGUACAGAUAAAUAUGUGUCUGUUUGCACGGGUGCCUCUCUUACAUUUGCGGCUUCUGCCGAUACAACGUAUGUAACACAUACAUGUAUCGAUAGAUGUCUGUGUUAUCCCUGUAUACGUCAACGUCUGUGCUUUUGCUAUAUGCUCAGGUACACACACCUGUGUGUGAGGUUCCCCCCGCCCCCGGGCCACUCCCGGGGCGGGGCCCGUUACCGGUUCCCGUCCAGCCGCCGCCGCGGGACCGCUCGGCCCGGGGGGACGAGCCCAUGGCCGGGAAGGAGCCGCUGCUGAGCGCCCUUAAAGGUGCGGUGCUGCAGCUGCGGGAGGUCGGGGGGCCCUGCACGGACACCUCGCCGCACCUCGUGUCCCUCUGCCAGCGGCUGGAGAGCAUCCUGCGCAAGGGGCUCCGACAACCGGCUUGGGGCUUCCGGAGACGGGAUUACUGGCACUGGCUGGAACAGCUUCCCGCGGGGACCAGCGGCAGGCCGACCCCUCUCUCCAUGAGCAUCCAGAGAGCCGGGGGCUGUGAGCGGACACGGACGGCCCAGGGCCGCGGGCGGUACUUCCUGCGCUUGGCCCUGCAAGGGAAGGUGCUGGCGGUGGCCGUGAAGGAGCUGGCACAGACCCCCGGACUCCUGGAGUUUUAUGAUCCAGAGAGCUCCAUCCUCGGCAGUGAAGGUCUCCGGGAGCCUUUCCUCUCGCUGCUGCUGGUGCUGACAGAGAUGGAUUUCUCCCUGGAUCUGCAGAAUUGCAGCUUCUUGGACGAGAGCUGGCUGCUGCCGGUGUGCAGCACUUACGAGACAGUCCCAUGCCGAGCGCUGGGGAUGGUGCUCAGGUAUGUGGAGGGCCGAGUCUUUGUCACCAAGGUGCUCCCUGAGAGCCAGGCGGAGGUGGACGAGGUGGUGCUGGCCGGUGACAUCCUGGAUGAGAUCAACGGCUGCUCGCUGAGAUACGCCCACAGCGGGCAGGCUGGGGACAUCCUGCAGAAGCUGAAGGGACAGCCGCUCAUCUUCCGCCUGCUCCGGUGGCGGUGGCACGACGGGCAGGUCUAUGAGCCACUGCUGCCCUACCUGAAGGUCCUGAAGGAGAAGGAGCCCCACUUCCAGCUCCAGCACAGCCCCCGGCACAGGGGCGAGGGGGAGCCACGGCAGCUGCGGGGGGGCAGGCUGCUCUACAACCUGCAGUACCUGGGCCAGACCAGCAUUGGGACGUAUGGUGGCAAAGAGGUGCUGGAGCAGGCCAUCCCUGCAGUGCUGGAGGGGCACUUGGCAGUGCAGGAGGUUUUAUUUGAUGUGAAGGAGGCAGAAGUCCUGGUGCAGGAGAAAGCGUCUUCCAAGCUCCUGUGCCGCCAUCCCUACCCCACCAUCUCCUGCGUGGGACGCUGCACGUGGAGCAGCAGGAUAUUCGCCUUCUGUGUGGCCUCUUCCCCAGAGAGCCCUGACGGGAGCACGUUCGACUGCCUGGUGUUUGCAUCGAGUUCUGAGCAAGAAUGCGAGGAGAUCGUCGGGAGAAUCGCUGCAGGAUUUAAGCACACGGAGUGGUUUGUCUGAGGAAGGAGAACCUCAUGACGAGGCACUGGUGUCCCAGCCUCCCCCAGCAGCACAUGAGGGAUGCAGGCCCCGGCUCUCAGAGCAGGAUUUGGGAUGGUUUUCACACCAGUGUCACACCAUCCUGGUGGGACAAUCACUGAUGGCCACCGCUGACUUACAGCAGACACUGGUAGGAACUGCUGCUGUUCUUCCCUCUGAAGUGCCACUGCACUUUAAUUUCAUUGGAAUAAAUCAAGCCAAGCUGGCUCAACUGCU
Molecule: messenger RNA, 2299 nt
Organism: Pseudopipra pipra
Lineage: Eukaryota; Metazoa; Chordata; Aves; Passeriformes; Pipridae
Exons: 16
Coding region: 590-2044 (484 amino acids)
Molecular function (GO): protein binding
Source: RefSeq, a predicted model, not a curated record